UUUCGGAGUCCAGGCCGGGUUUUCAAAAGCAUUAAGACGGAAGUAACGGCGGGCCGGAAGUUCCAGGGCCUGCACUGGGACCAAGUCGGGAGGGGGUAGGAGGAAGACUCGGGGUAGGAAUGGCGGCUCAAAUUCCAAUUGUGGCCACCACUUCCACUCCGGGGAUAGCCCGGAACAGCAAGAAGAGGCCGGCCAGUCCUUUCCACAACGGCAGCAGCGCCGGGGGCUAUACCGCCAGUAAGAAGAAAAAAGUGUCCGCCUCUGGCUUUGCGCAGGGUAUCAGCAUGGAAGGCGUGAGUGAGAAUAAAAUGGUGCCCUCCGAUUUUAGCACAGGACCUCUUGAAAAAGCUGCCAAACCUUUGCCAUUUAAGGAUCCCAACUUUGUGCACUCUGGCCACGGUGGCGCAGCGGCUGGCAAGAAGAAUAGAACCUGGAAGAACCUGAAACAGAUUCUGGCUUCUGAAAGGGCACUGCCAUGGCAACUGAAUGAUCCUAACUACUUCAGUAUUGAUGCUCCUCCGUCCUUUAAACCAGCUAAGAAGUAUUCUGAUGUUUCAGGUCUUCUUGCCAGCUACACUGACCCCCAGAGCAAGCUGCGCUUCAGCACCAUCGAGGAGUUUUCCUACAUUCGGCGGCUGCCGUCCGACGUGGUCACGGGCUACCUGGCCCUGAGGAAGGCCACGAGCAUCGUUCCCUGAGCCCGGAGAAACGGAGCAUGAAGUGGAAAACUGUCUCAAAGGCAGACUUUGGACUCAAGAUUUUGUUUUAUGGAAACAAACUCAUUCUGUCAAUCUGGAAAUGUCAGUGUUGGGCCUUGGAAAGCAUGUUUGGCUUUAAUUUAAGGAGGUUUUUGUGUUUUCCCUCCAAGUGUGAUAUAUCCUGUUGAAUUAAAUUAUACUUCAGUUGUUGCCCCAAGUGAAGUUGUUUGACAAGAAAAUAUAAAAUUGUGCUUUUAAUUUAACCCAAGUAAGUCCUCAAACUUUUGCUUCAAAGCUGUGGACUCUUGUAACAUGUUUAAAGACUCGACAGUGGGUCCUGACAAUGAGGCUGAAUUAUUCCUGAUCCCGGGGACUCCCUCUCUGAGCAUGUUCCAAUUUGUCCCUGAUCGGAAUGCUUGGAGGAGGUCCAGAAUUGGGGCUGGAGAAGAGAGAACUGAGGAGCUCACCCUGUCACACUGGGUCAGUCCUCGUUCUAGGCCUUGGCCUCUGAAUCAGCCUCUCUUUCCUUCCCGGCCUCCAGAACCGAGAGAGAUACAUCUGUUAGUUAAGCCACUGAGUGGUCUGUGGCAUUUACAGCAGCCUGAGCUGACUAAACCAGCAGCCCUGGCCCCUUUCUGGAGGUGUGGGGUACGACCAUCGUCACCCCUCCCAAGCAGGAUGUUUGUCCUGGUACAGGAUGCUGUCUGCUCCAGAACAGGGCCUGCCUCUGAGAAGAGGAGGCGCUCAUGGGCCAGGAGAAGGAGACGGUACUGCAAGCUUCCCUGAGCCUCAUUCCCAAAGGUCUCUGGGGGGCGACAGUGGAACCAGACCCUGGGGCUUCUGGGCCAGAGCUGCCUGUGCUUUGGGUGGCUUAGGCCCCCAGGUGCCUUUGCUUUCUGAGGGAGGGAGAGCCCCUCCUGCAGGAGGGAGAGCCCCUCCUGCACCCCUCUGGGCACAGAGAAAGGAAAAACAGCUGAGAGUCAGCUGGGGGCAGCCUGCUGGGCGGGGGGCAGCUGCCGGGAACUUGGCUUUUCCUUUCCUCCGGGUGGGCGCAGCAGCCCCUGUGUCAUUCAGCCCCUUCCCAGCUGGUGGGGAGAGUGGGAGGGGUGUGGUAUGGCUUCUCCCUCCGCCACGGAAAGGGACUGAGGUGAUGGCCAGGAGAGCGAGGACCUUCUCUAAGCCCGUGAGCACUGAAGCACUGGAGCCUGCAGCGCGGGGUCCUCAAGCCUCAGCGCUAACAGAACCACCUGAGGCCCCGCUGUAACACAGACAGGGGCCCGUCUCCCAAGGGUCUGAUCCAGAGAUUGGGGGUGGGGCCUGAGACUCUGCAUUUCUAACAAAUGAUUCUGAUGUUGCUGGCCCCAGAAACCGUACUUUGAAACCCACUGCUGACACGGAAGUUCUCUGCAGGACCAGAGGCUGCUUCCUGGGUUCUCGCUCCUGCGUCCCCUGCCUGCACUGAGCCUAGGAAACCCCCAUGGGGCACGUAAGUCAAGGGCCCUUCUUGCCUUGCUUCCACCUUCUAUGACACAAAGAACACGUGGGGCAGGUGCACCUCUCUUCCGUGAAGACCCCCCGUUUGGACCAUGCCCCACGAUCCUGAGCAUUUCUAGAAAUGGAAAUUCUAAUCAUUUCUAACACUGCUUGCUGGCCGCUACCUCAGUCCUGAUUUCAGACUCCCCUGGGCCAGGGCCAGGAGGACAAAGGAUCCCUGCCUGGCACACGGCCACCGGGGGUUCCCACAGACCCCUGCAGGCCUCUCAGGGUUUGAGGGGGGUGGGUGUGCACCAGAGCCCUCCGUCAGAGUCACCUGGGACCUGUUAAAAUGCAGAUUACUGGGCCACACCCUACACCUAAUCAAUGCAGGGAGUGGGGCCCAGGCAUCUGCAUUUGACAAGUAUCCCAGCGUGCCUGUGACGCACAGGAGGUUGAGACCACUGCCUUCCGCAGGCAGAGGGGAAGCACGUGUGCUGGACACCUGGCUCCCUUCUUUCCUUUUCCCCUGCCAGGCCUUCCUUGCCAGCCCUUAUUUUGGCCAGAGAGCUGAGUUCUGAAGGUCAGGUCACUUCUCUCACCCCAAGCAACAGGGAUCCAGGCUGAGCCAAGCUAAGCUUCGAGCUGUGAGCAGCUCCAAGGAGUCCUCCCACAGGUUCUGAACAGGCAGGUAAUUUGGUGCUGAAACAGCCCUCGCUGUGCAUGCCUGGUCCAGUGGUUCUCAGCCCCGCUGUACGUCAGCAUCACCUCUGCAGGGAGACAGAGGGGUGUAGAGGGAGGUGUCAAAAUACACAGGGAUUCGGACUCAACUGGCCUGAGCUGGGAGGGGGCGGUGGUGUGCUGCCGGGCAUAGUGUUUCUUAAACUCCCCAGAUGAUGGUGAUGUGCAGCCAGUGUUGAGACCCUUGUUGCAACUACAAAGAGAAUAUUUCCCGUGGGGUAUGGGGUAUGUUUUCUUUUCUUUUUUUUUUUUGCGGUACACGGGCCUCUCACUGUUGUGGCCUCACCUGUUGCAGAGCACAGGCUCCGGACGCGCAGGCUCAGCGGCCAUGGCUCACGGGCCCAGCCUCUCCGCAGCAUGUGGGAUCUUCCCGGACUGGGGCACGAACCCGUAUCCCCUGCAUCAGCAGGCAGACUCUCAACCACUGCGCCACCGGGGAAGCCCAGGGGGCUCUGUUCCUGCCUGACCUCACUUCCUGUCUGGAUGUUUUCAGUGUCCUCUUAGGUGCUCUUUCCAACAGUCUGACCCCCACCCCUCUGCUUUCCCCUCUGCUGUCAGAGGGCCUUUCCACAACUUUGGAUGAACUUGACUUUGCCCAUCACGGCACAUCCACUGGUGAUUUGUCUGAGAUACCUUGUCGUUUCUGGCACUGACCUGUAGUAUCCAAAGGAUGAACUUGGUCCUUUAGAAGGGAAAACAUUUGAAAAACCAGAUUGUUUUCUUAAGACGAAACUGAGGUCCAAUCUGCUCUGAGUGGAGUUUGGCUCUUUCCCAAUAUCUGAUACUUGUCUUUAAUAGGAAGAAAGCAAUCUACUAUUGGGAACAGUUUAGAACUAACUACCUGUAAUGUUGGACAAAUGCUUUCGAGAGCUGAGGGCAGUCUGUGUGGAUGAGAAGGACCCAUUUUGUCCCCAUCUCCCAAGUUAAAGCACGCAUCCAUCUGGAUUUUGAAUGUGUUUUGUAAUUGCGCUAAAAGUAUUUUCAAUGAGAAAUGUCUCACUUCUGAAUCCAUGGCCAUCAUAAAGCAAUACCAGAUACUUGGUGCUGUUUCCAGCGACCUAUAACUGUGAGUUGGGAAUGCUUAACUUAGCAAAAACAAAAGGUAAGGAAAGAAACUGCUUGAGUACAGAGUAAAGAAACCAGAGCAAAGAGGACAGAUACCUUGGGAAGAGACUGAAAAUGAUGUCCUCUUGCAAAUGCAUGAAAUGAUUAGUGAUAUUUAAAAUAAUGUUCUAUCUGGUAGGAAUGUGCAAGCCUUAUUUGGAUCCUGAUUCAAACAAAAAGAAAUUAAAACAUUUUUGAAACAAUUGGAAAUUUGAUAUUUGAUGAUAUUUAGGAACUCUUAUGAAUACUUUUAGUUGUGAUAAUGGUCUUGUCAUGUUAAAAGAAAGGAUUCAUAUCUUUUAGAAACACAUACGGAAAUAUUUAUGGAUGGAAUGAUGUGUUAUCUGGGAUUUGCUUCAGGAUAAUAUGGGAAAGAGGAAGUUGGUGUGAGUAGUGCUGAAACAAGAUUGGCCAGUAACUGUUGAAGCUGAGUGAUGGGUACACAGAGGUUCAUUACACUAUUCUACUUUCAUAGGUGUUUGAAUUUCUUCAUAAUAAAAAGGUUUUUUUUAGAGUA
This is a messenger RNA of Globicephala melas (long-finned pilot whale), 4533 nucleotides long. RefSeq names its product INO80 complex subunit C (gene INO80C). Gene Ontology annotation, cellular component: Ino80 complex. Gene Ontology annotation, biological process: chromatin remodeling. The record is from RefSeq and is a predicted model, not a curated record. Lineage: Eukaryota; Metazoa; Chordata; Mammalia; Artiodactyla; Delphinidae.